AUGCAAGGUCGUAAGGAGUACAAGAGGUAUGGUCUCAUCUUCACAUGCUUCCUCUCACGUGCAGUCCACAUUGAGAUGCUUGAAGAUUUAGCUACAGACUCCUUCAUCAAAGCCUUAAAGUGUUUCAUCAAUUUGAGAGGAGCCAAUGGCCAACUUUACUGUGACCAAGGCACGAACUUCAUAGGAGCAAAGAACGAAUUAAAAGAAGCUCUGAAGCAGUGUGACACCAAGACACCGGAAGCUUUCCUAGCUGAUAAACAGUGUGAGUUUAUCUUCAUUGCCCCCUCUGCAAGUGAUGCAGGUGAAGUCUGGGGACCCCAAAUUAGGACCAUUCGUAAUGUGCUAAGUGCCACAACCGUUCAGUGUUUAAGUAGACUGGAUGAUACUUCUCUUAAAACACUAUUUUAUGAAGCUAUGGCCAUUGUUAAUAGUUGUCCUUUAACUGUCAAUGGAAUCAACGACCUCAAAGCACCAGAACCUCUAACUCCAAACCAUCUCAUCCUGAUGAAAUCCAAGGUUGCAUUACCCUCCAUCCAGGAAGUUCGUAAAGGAAGAUGUGUAUGGAGCUAA
Messenger RNA from Pelobates cultripes (western spadefoot toad), 570 nucleotides. Lineage: Eukaryota; Metazoa; Chordata; Amphibia; Anura; Pelobatidae. The record is from the annotation of a GenBank genome assembly.